This is a messenger RNA of Torulaspora delbrueckii, 2805 nucleotides long. It is a transcript of the gene SEC21, whose product is annotated as coatomer subunit gamma. Gene Ontology annotation, molecular function: structural molecule activity. The record is from RefSeq and is a predicted model, not a curated record. NCBI's taxonomy places the organism in Eukaryota, Fungi, Ascomycota, Saccharomycetes, Saccharomycetales, Saccharomycetaceae. Gene Ontology annotation, biological process: endoplasmic reticulum to Golgi vesicle-mediated transport; intracellular protein transport; intra-Golgi vesicle-mediated transport. The transcript has a single exon. Gene Ontology annotation, cellular component: endoplasmic reticulum; endoplasmic reticulum-Golgi intermediate compartment; COPI vesicle coat. Bases 1 to 2805 code for a protein of 934 amino acids.
AUGUCUACUCAUACUUACAAGAAGUUUGAAAAUGCGGAAUCUGGGGAACUCCCAGAUCGUAUGACCAUUUAUCAGGAUUGUAUGAGUGAGUUCAAUGAAUCACCGAUUAAUAGUAAAAGGUGUCGUCUAUUGAUCUCUAGGCUGCUUAGAUUACUUGCACAAGGUGAAACUUUCCCAGAGAGUGAAGCUACUGCACUUUUCUUCUCCAUUUCCAAACUUUUCCAACACCAAAAUGAUUCAUUAAGACAAGCGGUGUAUUUGGCUAUCAAGGAACUCAGUGGGAUCUCUCAGGAUGUAUUGAUGGCUACUUCGUCAAUCAUGAAGGAUAUUCAAAACGGAUCUGAACUUGUAAAACCAAAUGCGAUCAGAUCCUUGACUGCCGUGCUUGACGAGUCCACAGCGUUCUCCGCCGAGAGGUUGUUGAAGAGUGCAUUAGUUAGUAGACACCCUUCAAUCUCUUCUGCGGCUCUGUGCACGUCAUACAACUUAUUACCUAUUGCGGAGGUCACAGUCAAGAGAUUCGCUAAUGAGACUCAGGAAGCAGUGGUCGAUUUGAAAUCCUUCCCACAUAAGAACUUGGUUGGUGAAUAUUACCCAAAUUCUACUUUUAUUACUCAGUACCAUGCUUUGGGAUUGUUGUACCAGCUAAAGAAGAACGAUAAGAUGGCAUUGUUGAAAAUGGUCAGACAAUUUUCAAACAACAACACUUUGAAAAAUCAGCUGGCCAAGAUCGAAUUAGUUAAAUUGGUUAAUGAAUUGAUCAAUAAAGACAGUCAAUUGUUUGUUGAUUUUCAGUCUUUGCUCAUGGAAUGGUUGUCAAACAAGCACGAGUCGGUUCAAUUGGAAACUGCUAAAUUGAUCACUAAUUUUGCAACUCAUAACUCAAGGUUGAUCUCCUCCGAACUCUUUGCUUCCGCGGUGACCACUUUGCAAUCGUUAUUGACCGUUCCAAGAGUUUCGGCUAAAUUCGCGGCAUUGAGAAUACUUAAUAGAAUCUCAAUGAUCUCGCCAGAGAAGAUUGUGGUUUGUAACCCUGAAUUGGAGUCCUUGAUCAACGACCCAAACAGAAAUAUUUCCACUUAUGCGAUCACAACUCUGUUGAAGACCGGUACUGCCAAAAAUAUUACUUCUUUGAUCUCAACGAUCACCAAAUUUAUCCACGAUGUCUCGGACGACUUCAAGAUCAUUAUCAUUGAUGCUGUCCGUACUCUGUCACUCAAUUUCCCCAACGAAUGGAAGACCAUAUUGAACUUCCUCAUCGACGUGUUAAAAAACGGUGAAGGUGGUUUCAAAUUCAAGAACAAUAUUGUUGAGGCGUUGAUCGAUAUGGUCACUUUUGUCCCGCAGGCAAAAGAAAUGGCAUUAGAGAACUUGUGUGAUUUCAUCGAAGACUGUGAGUUCAACGAAAUCCUUGCAAGAAUCUUGCAUCUAUUGGGUAAAGAGGGUCCAUCUACCUCAAACCCAUCAUUAUACGUCAGACACAUUUACAACAGAGUCGUGCUCGAAAACGCUAUUAUUAGAUCCGCAGCAGUUGUCUCGUUGUCCAAGUUCGCCUUGACCAAGAACGACCCUUCAUUGAGUGACUCCAUCAUCAGCUUAUUGAGAAGAAUCGCUAACGAUAAGGAUGACGAAGUGAGAGAUAGAGCUACUAUUGCGUUGAAAUUCAUUGAGUCCGCUAAGAAGGACACAAGUUCAGAAGCUCAAACCCUCCUCCAAUCGAACUACUCAUUUGAUUUUAACGCAUUAGAAUCAAAAUUAAACACUUACAUUUCUUCCAACACAGACUCUUUCAAGACCCCAUUCGAUGUGACUUCGAUACGUAAACUCACCGAAGGAGAUAUUAAAGCAUUAGACUUGAAGAGAAAACAGGAUAAGUUUACCAAGGGUGAGUUUGAAACCAGCGUGGAAAGUACGCCAGGUAUGAUCGAUGACAACUUGAUCUCCAAAAGAGCGGACAGCAGUUUUGCCGGUCCAAGUGCUCACGAUCAUCAACAGGACUUGUUGGCCACCAAGUAUGCUGAAGAUUUAAUGUCCAUCGAACAAAUAAAAGAAUUUGGUCCAUUGGUAAAUAGCUCCCAGAUCGUUGCCCUCACUGAAUCAGAAGCAGAAUUUGUUGUCCGUGGCGUCAAGCACUUAUUCGCAAAUAACGUCGUCUUCCAAUUCAAUAUUACAAACACUUUGACAGACACCGCGUUGGAUAACGUUACCGUGACUUGCACCCCAGAAGUUGAACCAUCGGAACUGGAAGAGUUAUUCACAAUACCUAUUGAUAGAUUGCUACCUUCGGCUGAAGCUGCUUGUUACGUGGCAUUCAAAAAGACCGAAGAUAUGGUAAUGGAAAGCUUUCUAACUAACUUGAUGUUCACUACGAAGGAAGUAAAUCCAGAGACUAAUGAACCAUUUGAAGGCGACGAAGGUUUCCAGGAUGAGUAUGACAUUGAUUCCAUCUUCUUGAACGCUGGUGAUUAUAUUAAAAGCUCUUUUGUUGGGGACUUUACGAAAGCAUUCGAUGAAUUGCCUAACGAAGAAGUUGCAGUUUACAACAUCAAAGAGAAUAUAUCGUUACAAGAAUUGGUAGACAGGCUAGUUGUGAACACUAGUUGCUUGCCAUUAGAAAACACGCAAUACGCUCCAAGCGAUUCCAACUCGCACACGGUUAAACUGUUUGGCCAAAGUGCGUCGAAGGGUACAAAGAUCGCUUUGAUAGUUAAACUUAUCAAGACUUCUAAAGGUAUUGCGAUAAAGGCACAAGGUAGGGCAGAAGACGCCACUUUAUGCGCAGACCUUGUUAACGGACUGAUGUAA